Messenger RNA from Vanrija pseudolonga, 2997 nucleotides. RefSeq names its product GPI ethanolamine phosphate transferase 3 (gene GPI13). Lineage: Eukaryota; Fungi; Basidiomycota; Tremellomycetes; Trichosporonales; Trichosporonaceae. Gene Ontology annotation, molecular function: mannose-ethanolamine phosphotransferase activity. Bases 1 to 2997 code for a protein of 998 amino acids. Gene Ontology annotation, cellular component: endoplasmic reticulum membrane. The record is from RefSeq and is a predicted model, not a curated record. The transcript has a single exon. Gene Ontology annotation, biological process: GPI anchor biosynthetic process.
AUGGCCGAGCCCACCGCGCGCGCGCGCACCAACGCGUCGAGCUGGAUCGCCGGGCUGUCAAAGCUCUCCCUCGCGGCCCUCCUCUUGACCUUUGUUACCUUUAUCCACCUGGUCGGCCUCGGCGUCUUCACGCACGGCUUCCUCCUCACGCGGCUCGUCAUUCCCGACGUUGCCGCCCCGUACAAGCAAGCUGGCGACGCGCCCCUCCCCGCGACCCACUCCAAGGCCGUGCUCAUCAUCAUUGACGCGCUGCGGACAGACUUCAUCUCGCCCCACCACCCCUCGCCCAAGUCGGACAACCACCAUGGCGUCCUCACCCUCCCCGCCGAGCUCACCGCCUCGCAGCCCGGCCACUCGCUCAUCUUCAACUCGUUCUCCGACCCACCUACGACGACCAUGCAGCGCCUCAAGGCCAUCACGACGGGUUCGCUGCCUACGUUCAUUGACGCCGGGGCCAACUUCGCCUCGACGGCCAUCGAGGAGGACAGCCUGAUUUCCCAGCUGAACGCUGCGAACAAGUCGGUCGUCUUCAUGGGCGACGACACAUGGCUCAACCUCUUCCCUUCGUCCUUCUCGCAGGCUUACCCCUACGACUCGUUUAACGUCGAGGACCUGCACACGGUCGACAACGGCGUCAUCGAGCACAUCUUCCCGCUGCUGCACCCCGACAACUCGACGCAGUGGGACUUCCUCAUCGGCCACUUCCUCGGUGUCGACCACGUCGGACACCGUGUCGGCCCUGAGCGCGAGACUAUGCGCACCAAGCUCGCGCAGAUGGACACUGUCCUCCGCGACGUCGUUGACAAGCUCGACGACGACACACUCCUUGUCGUCCUCGGUGACCACGGCAUGACGACCAAGGGCGACCACGGCGGUGACUCGGAGCUCGAGACCUCGGCCGCGCUCUGGAUCUACUCCAAGGGCAAGCCGCUUGCGCAGGGUGCGAGCUCCGAGUUUGACUGGCCCCGUUACACCUUCCCCGGCUCCAAGGAGUCGCUCCGCCACGUCGACCAGAUCGACCUCGUCCCCACGCUCUCCCUCGCCCUCGGCCUCCCUAUCCCGUUCAACAACCUCGGAUCUGUCAUCCCCGAGCUUUUCUCGGGCUCCCUUGAGACCCUCGAGACGGCCACGCGUGUCAACGCGGAGCAGAUCGCCCGCUACGUCAAGGAGUACGACAACCGUGAUGUCGUCUGGGCCGUGGACACCGUCACCAAGCGUUCUACUGCCGGUGACGACCUCGCCAGCAAGAUUACCCACAACCGCCGCAUCGCGCAGGUUGCGCUCGAGAACCUCCGUGCUCUCUGGGCGCAGUUCUCCGUCCCGCACAUCAUCGCCGGUAUCGUCCUCCUCGCGCUCAGCGUCGCCGCCACGGUCGCACUCUACCUCGGCGUGCGCAACAGCGGGCCCAAGUGGGACGACUACGUGCGUCUUGCUCUCGACACUGCCAUCACCACUGGCGGUAUCACGAGCAGUGUCGUUGGCACCGUUGCCGGCGUGUACACCCGCGACCCCGCUGUCGCGAUCAAGACGUUCUUCGUCUCGACAGCCGCCAUUGCUUCCCUCCUCCUCGCCCUUCCCCUGGUGUUUAGGGACCGCAAGACGUCGUGGCGCUCGGUUACGCUCAGCCAGGCGAUCGGCCCAGCCGUCCUCAUUCUCCACGCGGUGUCGUUCGCGUCCAACUCGUUCGUCAUGUGGGAGGACCGCAUGGUCGGCUUCCUCCUCGUUUCGAUCGUGCUCGUCAGCCUCUGGCGUGCUCUCCUCGCGCCCAUGGCCUCGCUCCGCCUCCGCAUCCUUCUCUACUCGCUUGGCCUGGCCAUCAUCGCCCGCGCGAUGGGAUUCAGCACCAUCUGCCGCGAGGAGCAGCAGCCGUACUGCCGCGUGACCUUCUACGGUCCAUCGGGUGGCCCAUCCGACUGGGGCCUCUACAUGGCGCCGGUCGCUGCGCUCAUGUUCCUCCCCCGUGUCGUUGCCGUGGUCCUUUCUUGGUCCAAGAGCUACAACGGUCCCGCGCCAUUCUUCAUCGCCGCCGUGUGGCGUGUCCUCAUCAUCGUCAACACCCUCUACUGGGUCUUCGAGUGGAUGGAGACCUGGGACGGCCUCCAGCCUGACCGUAUUCCCCUCGUCAAGAUCAUGAAACUCUGGAUCGCACGCGUCUCUCUCGGCGCGUCCCUCGGACUCCUCCCGCACUUGUGGUACAACUCGGGCCUGUGCAUCGACGUUGUCAAGACGGCCGACCAGGCGACUGGCGAGGAAGAGGUCGGCGUGUACGGCUUUGGCAACUCGUACGGCUCGACGUACCUCCUCUUCCUCCUCAUCAUCUUCUCGGUCGUCCACCUCGUGUCCGCCUCGGCUGGACAGGUCGUCCUCUGCCUCGUGCUUGUUGCGAUUCUGCUAUACGUCGAGUUGAUCGACGCCCAGCGCGACUCGAUCGUCAUGAAGCUUCAGUUCGCCAACUCUGCCAGCCCGGGCGCGUUCGACGGCCCGAGCAACGCGCUCGUCCGCCCGUCGUUCACCGACGCGGUCCCGCUCGCCCUCCUGGCCCUUUUGGCGUUCUUCACAACGGGCCACCAGGCCGUGUUUGCGUCGAUCCAGUGGAAGGCGGCCUUUGUCGGCUUCGAGACAGUCACAUACCCCUGGUCCCCAGCCCUCGUCGGCCUCAACACGAUCGGCCCUCUGCUUCUCGUGGCCAUGGCCGUGCCGCUCGUGGCCAUCUGGAACGUGUCGCCCCGCCCCAACCAGUCGGUGCCGGUCCUCGCGCACAGUGUCCAGCUCGCGCUCGCGUUCAUCACUUACUUUGCCACCAUCACCCUCGCAUCGGCCGUCACAUCGGCAUGGCUCCGCCGCCACCUCAUGGUGUGGAAGGUGUUCGCCCCACGCUUCAUGAUUGCGGGCAUCAUCCUGCUCGCGGUUGACGUCGCGCUUAUCUUUGCCGUGACUGUCGGCUUUGGUGUCACCAGCUCCAAGGUAUACCGCACGUUCAGGAGCGUGAGCGAGUAG